AUGUACAAUACAUCAGGCGAAUUUGUGGAACAAACAAGCAGAAUAUGUACCCUUUUUGUGAAGGGAAUACCGCAGAUUUUACAUAACGAUAGCAUUGUGAAUCGACACGGAAAACGGGGAAGGGAAAAUAACGGUUAUUCAAUAAUGAAGGAUAUUCUUAGGUUGUGUACCCUGUUAUUUGAUAACGUAUUGUACUCUUUCAAAGGCCCCCUAAAGCUUGAGCAAGUUCAGGUUAGGCUUUAUUUGGGUCUUGGGGGGGAUUUAGGCGUAGGGAAAAGCCGCCUCAUUAAUUCGUUGUUAGACAAGAAGGGACUAACUCGAGAUGUACGUGCAAAUCCUCUAUCAACUCAGAGACCCCUACUCCGUUUCUUCACCUGGGUGACAUCAUGGGGCUACAACGAGUGCGUCAAUAGAAAUAAGCCUCCACUGGCAUCCUCUGUCAUUUAUCGCCUUUUUCUUCGAGAGUAUGGCCAUCAUUACAUCCCCAUUGCAGGCUCUCAUUACUGGAAUGAGGAAGCCAUUGAUUCAAUGAAGUCGGACAUGCCUGGCCUUUGGGAUACGUUCAACGGCGGUGUCGAAGCCUACCUCAAUUGUGUUCCGAAUGAUAUCACUAGCAACCAGCACAGUUGGCUCUCGCUCGGGAGAGGAAGGAAUCGUCAGGUACGGCACGGAGACAUCACUCAAGACUAUCAAGAUCGCAUGUUAGCCCUGCAAACUAUAGGCCAACCUAUGGAGCCUUGUUACAGUGCAGCAAAUAUGAAAUAUGAAACUAAUUCUUCACUAGGGUCUGGAAGUGAUCGUCGCCGAAAGUCUCAUAUCACGAACAGCUUCCGUCCCCAAAUACUCUUCUUCGAUAACCACCGACGCCAGUUCCGCGACAAAUUCUCAAUCAUAUUAGAUGACCUUCAUACCAAGGCGAAAGGUCUCAUGGCAAAGCAAGUCAGCUUCUUUCGGUCAUUCUCGUUACAUUUCCAACGCUUCUAUGCAAAGCAUAUUCACACCUAUGGUGGAAUGUAA
Molecule: messenger RNA, 1017 nt
Organism: Lindgomyces ingoldianus
Lineage: Eukaryota; Fungi; Ascomycota; Dothideomycetes; Pleosporales; Lindgomycetaceae
Exons: 9
Coding region: 1-1017 (338 amino acids)
Source: RefSeq, a predicted model, not a curated record